AUGGAAGUUCACACAUGGAGGCAAACUCAAUGCAUAGCGCUAUCGAGACAGAACAAAAAUAUACAGAUAUCUAUGCCAGAUUGGAUAAAUGUGUUUAAGAAAGCAAGAUCAAAAAAAGUAUAUAAGAAAGGAAAUAAGAAAGUUGUUAAGAACCCAUACGUUAUGAAAGAAUUCAAAUAUGACGAGUUUAAGGAUUUAAAAGAUCUGGCUGACAAAAUUUUGUUAAACAAAAAAAGAUACGGAAGGAAAGCAAGUUCAGUUGUUAAAGUCAAUAUGUCGGAUUCAGCACCAGCAUCGGCAGCACCUUCUGGCACCUGUGUGGCCGAUGAACAGCGUUCCGGAAGCACUGCCGUCAGCCCAUCCGCUGGUUCCGAAGAGAAAAUGUACGGGGGCUGCGAGGGUCCUGACGCCAUGUACGUGAAGUUAGUGUCAUCGGACGGUCACGAAUUCAUAGUGAAGAGGGAGCAUGCUCUGACCUCCGGCACUAUUAAGGCCAUGCUGUCCGGACCAGGGCAGUUCGCUGAGAACGAAGCCAACGAGGUCAACUUUAGGGAGAUACCUUCCCACGUGCUACAAAAAGUGUGCAUGUACUUCACGUACAAGGUGCGGUACACAAACUCCUCUACAGAGAUCCCGGAAUUCCCAAUCGCUCCAGAAAUCGCCCUGGAACUGCUCAUGGCCGCCAACUUCUUGGAUUGUUAA
Molecule: messenger RNA, 702 nt
Organism: Chilo suppressalis (striped riceborer)
Lineage: Eukaryota; Metazoa; Arthropoda; Insecta; Lepidoptera; Crambidae
Source: the annotation of a GenBank genome assembly